Messenger RNA from Cantharellus anzutake, 832 nucleotides. RefSeq lists its product as uncharacterized. NCBI's taxonomy places the organism in Eukaryota, Fungi, Basidiomycota, Agaricomycetes, Cantharellales, Hydnaceae. The transcript has 2 exons. Bases 262 to 735 code for a protein of 157 amino acids. The record is from RefSeq and is a predicted model, not a curated record.
UGAUAGGAGUUGCUAUCGAUAGAAAUCGUCCAUUUCUCGAUACGCCAUUCAGCAUCCGUGAAUUGGAGCUUCCUGUUAACGGAUACCUUUGUCCAAUCAGUAUACACGAGAUUCUGGCAGGGGGGAUUCGGGGGUGGCUUAGGCUGUUCGGAAGGUGGGCAGUAGGAUGUAGUGGAAAUCAAAGUCGUAGUCAACGUAGAUGUGGUCGUGUCGGUGACCGUCUGUGUCGCGGUGGAAAGAGUGGUAAACGUGGUAGUAACUAUGGAAGUAAUGAAGGACAGCGACGUGGAGACUGAAGUCGUGGUACUGGUCUCUGUGGCCGUAGAAGUCUCUGUUAUGGUGCGUGUGAUAGGCGGGAAUGUUGUGGUCUCCGUGGCGGUAGAAGUGCUUAUGCUUGUGACAGUCGAUGUGACGGGAGGAGGAAUGCUAGUGGUGGUGGAUGUCUCCGUGAUCGUGAUCGGCACAUACUGCGUGAUAGGCGGAAGCGUGGUCGUGGCGGUGCUCACGCUGACAGUCGUGCUCGUCUCCGUCGUCGUGCUUAUAUCUGUCUUUGUCGUCGUGCUGGUAGAGAUUUCGGUGGUGGUCAAUGUGAAGGAAGUCGUCGUCGUAGAUGUCUCCGUGCUUGUAACAGGAGGCAAGAUCGAGAAGGAUGUGCUAGUGACCGUCUCAGUGCUCCUGAGUGUGAUAGGCUGCGGCACAGACGUUAUGGUAGUAGUCGUAGUGAGAGUGGAGUAGUGGGUUGUCGUGGUUGGAGGAAGAGUGAUCGUCAGCGGAGAGGGACAAGCAAACGGAUUGGAUGUCGUCGAAGUUAAAUAUGGCGUCUGAAUGCUGG